Molecule: messenger RNA, 3404 nt
Organism: Dendroctonus ponderosae (mountain pine beetle)
Lineage: Eukaryota; Metazoa; Arthropoda; Insecta; Coleoptera; Curculionidae
Gene: mirr
Product: homeobox protein caupolican
Exons: 7
Coding region: 777-2267 (496 amino acids)
Biological process (GO): cell development; regulation of transcription by RNA polymerase II; neuron differentiation
Cellular component (GO): nucleus
Molecular function (GO): DNA-binding transcription factor activity, RNA polymerase II-specific; RNA polymerase II cis-regulatory region sequence-specific DNA binding
Source: RefSeq, a predicted model, not a curated record
GGAAUACGGGCCCGCGUCCGCAAAAAUGCAGUGUGUAGUCAGUAGUCUCAAAAGACUUGCUUUGCUCCCCGCCGCUACGGCCUUUUUUUCGAUUCGCUCGUAGUCGGACCGCGCACACAAUUUGUCGUUUGAGUUAAAAGAAUCUUGUGACAUCGGUAGUCGCGAAGUGACGCUGGCAAAAAGAGGACGAUUUAACCACACAAUCGAGGACGCGUCACAUAGACGAGCUUUUGCUACCCCUUCCCCCCUCAAUCCCCCUCGGGCUUCUACCCCCCGCACGGUGGGUGGAGCCGAUCAACAUCGGUGGCAAAAAUUUGCGGUUAGACGAAAGAAGUACGCUACCGGGUAAUUUACCUGACGAUCGAGCUUCUGAAUUUUACAUCGCGGGUACAUUACAGCCACGUGCAUAUUUUGGCUUUCGACGACGUCCUGAUUAAGUAACAUCGCUACUUUUCACUAUUGCGCGACGCGAUCUCGACUCAUCAAUACUUAAGUGACUUGCUUGGAAGUGAACUUGGAACUCAUCCGCAUCUAUCAAUCAAACGCUGUUGUGUCUGGAGUUUCGAAUCAGUUUUUGUUUUGGGAAACUAUUUGGAAAAGUGCCGCAGUGUGAAGGACCAGGAAAAAGGCAAGUUUUACGGUCGGUGCCCUCCAUCGCUCUUCAACGACUUAAUUUCGCCACUGUUCUGGGCCAAUAGUGCAACAGAAUCAGUCGGGGCGCUAUUGCCAUGUUUCACGAACCAUCCGGACACUAAGAAGUUCACGGCUGGGACACUAUGUCCCAGUUUGGAUUCAGAGCAUCUCCGAGCACUCAGAGCGCAGUAUCUUCGGGCCCUUCGCAAACCUCCCCACCACCUUCCGGUAUGGCUGUGACUUCUUCGGCACCUACGCCUGGCACGCCGCCAGCUUCGGCGCAGAGAUGCUGUGAUACAGGACGUCCCAUUUUCACCGAUCCCAUUACGGGACAAACUGUAUGUUCGUGUCAGUAUGAACUUUUAGGCUACCAGAGACUAGCAGGUGCUGGUGUUCCAGGCCUGCCAGCUUUAAGCAUGUACAGUGCCCCAUAUCCCGAGGGAAUGGCCGCCUACUUUCCAGCUUUAGGAGCCGAUCAGGCGCCCUUUUACACUUCCACCGCAGCCGGACUGGAACUGAAGGAAAACUUGGCAGCUGGUGCGGCUGGAUGGCCGUAUCCAUCCGUUUAUCAUCCUUAUGAUACUGCUUUUGCCGGAUAUCCAUUCAAUGGAUAUGCAAUGGAUUUGAAUGGAGCGCGAAGAAAAAACGCCACUCGCGAAACCACCAGCACUCUUAAGGCGUGGCUCAAUGAGCACAAGAAGAACCCCUAUCCCACCAAGGGGGAGAAGAUCAUGUUGGCAAUAAUCACGAAAAUGACUUUAACCCAGGUAUCCACAUGGUUUGCCAACGCCCGGAGGAGGCUGAAGAAGGAAAACAAAAUGACUUGGGAGCCGAGGAACAGGGUGGAGGACGACGAUAAUAAUAACGACGAUGAUGAUCAAGACCACAAAAGCACUGAUGGAAAGGAUAUUUUAGACUCCAAAGAUUCCGGCACAGCCUCAAGUGAGGACGGUGACAGGCAGCCUCAUUCCCGGCUAGCUCCGGAUACACCUUCAGAAUGGAGCGAGUCCAGGCCGGACAGUGGUCCAGACAGUCCGGAAAUAUACGAGCGUCCUCCACACCCGGCGUUCCUGCCGGCCAGAUCCUCCGGAAGUCCCACUCAGAUGAGUCAAAGUGUUCCUCCAAAGCCGCGGAUUUGGAGCCUGGCCGAUAUGGCCUCUAAGGAAAGCAGUGAUUGCUCCCCAGGCUCCACUCCUACUAGCAUGUACUCGACGGCUUCUAGUAGAAUGAUGGCUCCACUGGGGAGCCGAUUGCCGCCUCCAGGACUCCACACGGCGCCCUACGCACGUCCUCAUGACUUCUACCGGAGUCUCUAUGGGCCAGCAGCCGCCCAGCACCUUGUGGCCCAAGCUGGAUCACCCGACUCCAGUCUACUGGAAACCUACCAGAGGACCUUGGCGGCUCAGCAGAAUGCCAUCAAAACAAGCCUGGCGAGUUCUUUGAGUUCCACCUCUGGCAAUGUUGGAGGCGGACCUGCGAGCUUAAAUAUCUCCACAUCAUCAGGGAGCAGUGGAGUUCCUCUUGGUCUCACCACUCAUUCUUCGCGGAUGUCGCCCUCCUCCACCACGAGUUCUUUGAGUUCGGCCGGAGGCGCCGACAGCCCCAUCAAGCCAGUGGCGUUGAACAAAGUUUGAUAAUCGCGCGUUCUCGUAAUUUCAGUCUAUCUACCUCUACGUUAAAGUUUGCAAUUUAAUUCACUUAAUGGGGUGGAGUGUGCACUUGAAGGUCCUUUCACCGUGGAGGGUAAGUUCUUCUCCGUUUUCUUUUUGUUUUUGUUUUCGUUUUUAUUCUCCGCUUUUUCGUGCGCACUCUCGCCGAUGCUUUAAUGCUAAAAAGACCAAAAUGGACAAUACUUAAAUUUAAAAAGAAGAAACUAAACGGACGCCUUCACUUCUUUGACGUGCUGUACUGUAUGUGAUAUAUAUUUAUCUUGAUUUGUUCCUUAGACUCUUCAAAUGUUAGGCGCCCUUGUUGUACAUAAGCGUAAAACCGUCCUGGCUUCCAUCUCGAUUUCUGCUCAAUAUCGGUAUUAUACCGGGUGUUUUGAUUUUCACGGGAAAUAUAUGUUGAACUUAUGGCAGGAGGAAGUUUAGUUGCGUGGUCUGGACAAUUUCCAAUAGGAACACGUGCACUUUUGUUCUGUUUCAAAAUUCCGGCCUUAGAAUGCGAAAACCACUGGGUAUAAUACGUUUUUCAGAAGUUCGGAAAAUUCGAUCUCAACUGAGGAGUUUUGUACUGUAAAAUAGCCAGAUAUGUGCAAUAAAAGCUGUUGAUUCAAUGAAAGGAAAUCGAGCCCGAAGCCACGAUCUCGUGGAUGUGCGACGCUUCCCAUCUUCAUAGCCAUCAGUUAUGGACUUUUUGUAAAUAUACUGCUGGUGUAAAGCGAGCAGUUGAAACGGUAUUUUGUAUUAUUGUAUCUAUAUGUACAUGUAACUAAUAAUAAACAAAUAGCUGUAGCUAAAACAUAAUGUAUUAAACAAAAAGAUAACGUCGCUAUUAUAGGUCAUGUAACAAUAUUUAAUAUAAAAUUAAAUAUGUGGAAAUCUAGCUGCGAAGUCUGUGUAAGAAAAAAUACCAAAAGCAUUCGAGUCGUACUUGUCCGUGGUCCUUCUCUCCGUUAAGCACACGAGAAAUUGUUUUGUUCGCGUAAAAACUUUUAGAUUUGUGAACAUAUCGAAUAUUAAUUAUAUAGACCAGUUGUUGAAGAAGAAAGUGAAACCAGUCGUGUGUAAAAUAAGCUGCAAUAAAUAUAUCGAACAUUAUUUAAAAUA